GCGAAAUUUCCUUUUCUCCACCUUCUUUCCAUUCCUAACUAGGCUUCCGUUUCGGCGUUGGUGCGCGGCUGGCAUCUCUAAGAGGAGUUCCCCUGGGGCAGGUAGAUUUGCUGCAGCUCCACGAGCUCCUGAAGCGGGGACGCUGGAAAGCGGAGGACUUGCACCCAGCUCCAACAAGCUUUGGCGCCCGCUAUUCACAGUACGUAUAUCUAGGACCUAUCAGUUGCAAAGAAAAAUACUCCUUCCAACUGCCAGAGCAGUACAGGAGCCAUGGCGUACUGUUCUGCAAGACUAAGGACCAGAAAAACUUAUUUGUGGGUUGGCAGGCCGUCGUUGGAUCAAAAACUACACUACCAAACCUACAAAGAGAUGAGUAUGAAAAGAGAAGGUUAUUCGACUGAGAUUCACAUCCAAGUUGGACAGUUUGUGUUGAUUGAGGGGGAUGAUAAUGAAAAUCCAUAUGUUGCUAAAUUGGUUGAGUUGUUUGAAGACGAUUCUGAACCUUAUUCCAAAAAACGUGCUCGAGUACAGUGGUUUAUCCGAUUCUGUGAAGUCCCUGUCUGUAAACAGCACUUGCUGGGCCGGAAGCCUGACACACAAGAGAUAUUCUGGUAUGACAACCCUGCCUGUAACAGCAACAUUAAUGUCGAGACCAUCAUUGGCUGUGUGCGGGUGGUAGCUUUAGCCCCAGAUGAGGUCAUACCUAUAGAUCUGAAAAAUGAGAAGACAUUCUUUGUGAAACUAUCUUGGAAUGAGAAAAAAUUCAAACCACUACCUCCAGAAGUAUUUGCUCAGUUGAAUAAGCUUCAAGAAGACAAUCAUAGAUAUCAGAAGUCCACGGAAGCCAAAACUAAGAGUACAGAAAGCCCUUCUUGGACCACAACAGAACAUGCAGUCAAAAGGAUUGAAUCAAGGCAUUCCACUUCCAAAUCUCGUCACACUGCUUCCCAUCCUGUCACCCCAAGGGCAAGGAAGAGGCUGGAGCUCAGUGGUUUCCCUAGGACUCCUAACACAAGGAUUUCCCAGGCAACUUCAUGUGCCUCAUUGGAUUCUCCUGGAAGAAUGAAACGGAAAGUGGCUUUCUCUGAGAUCAUGUCACCUUCAAAGAGGUCUCUGCCUGAUGGUUCUCAGACCUUGUCUCCAGCUCUGAAAGCCCCAGAGAAAACUGGAGAGAUUCAACACUCUUGUACCAAAGAUGCCAAGAAGACUUCACCUGAUCAUGGCAUGAUCCUGAGAACUCGAGUCCCAGCUUUGAAAACAACAGAGACUAGUGAAGAAAGAACACUUACUCCUACCCGCGGGGGACGGAAAUCCUCAGUAGUGACUUCUGUGAUUCUGAAACCAGAAUACAUCGAAAGAAGGGAGGGCAAAGAGCCAGAAGUUCAGGAUGAAGCUACCUCUACUUCCCGUAUCCGCAGGAAGAGUUCUCUCUUGACUUUGAAUCGGAUUAGGCAGCAGCUUAGGUUUUUAGGUAACAGUAAAAGUGACGAAAGUGAUGAAGAGUUUCUGCCAGCAGCCGAGAUUUCAGACUGUGACAGUGAGGAGGAAGAGGCUUCCACAACCCCGCUUUCAAGGAGAACACCCAAUAGUGUGUCCAGGAACCUACGCUCCUCCAUGAAGUCAUCCUUACAGACCCCCUCCAAGACACCAAAGAAAACUCCUGAGCCCAGAACACCACGUGAUGCCACUCCCCGGAUCCGCAGCCGAAACCUGGCUGCCCAGGAGCCCACCAACAUGCUGGAGGAGGCCCGGCUAAGGCUGCAUGUUUCUGCUGUACCCGAGUCUCUUCCCUGUCGGGAGCAGGAAUUCCAAGACAUUUACAACUUUGUGGAAAGCAAACUCCUUGACCGCACUGGAGGGUGCAUGUACAUCUCCGGGGUCCCUGGGACAGGGAAGACUGCCACUGUGCACGAGGUGAUGCGCUGCCUGCAGCAGGCAGCCCAAGACGGUGACGUUCCUCCCUUUCAAUACAUUGAGGUCAAUGGCAUGAAGCUGACAGAACCCCACCAAGUCUACGUGCAGAUCUUACAGAAGCUGACAGGUAAAAGGGCAACAGCCAACCACGCAGCAAAACUGCUGGCUAAGCGAUUCUGCGCUCAAGGGUCCUCUCAGGAAACCACCGUGCUGCUUGUGGAUGAGCUUGACCUUUUGUGGACCCAGAAACAAGACGUAAUGUACAAUCUCUUUGACUGGCCCACUCACAAGGAGGCCCGCCUUGUGGUCCUGACCAUUGCUAACACCAUGGACCUGCCAGAGCGCAUCAUGAUGAACCGGGUGUCCAGCCGACUGGGUCUGACCAGGAUGUCCUUCCAGCCCUAUACUCACAGCCAGCUGCAGCAGAUCCUAAUGUCCCGACUCAGACAUGUAAAGGCUUUUGAGGAUGAUACCAUCCAGCUGGUAGCCAGGAAGGUAGCAGCCCUCUCUGGAGAUGCACGACGCUGCCUGGACAUUUGUAGGCGUGCCACAGAGAUCUGUGAGUUCUCCUGCCAGAAGCCCGACUCCCCUGGCCUGGUCACUACAGCCCAUUUACUAGAAGCCAUAGAUGAGAUGUUUUCAUCAUCAUAUAUCACUGCCAUCAAAAAUUCCUCCGUUCUGGAACAGAGCUUUCUGAGAGCCAUCCUUGCAGAGUUCCGUCGAUCAGGACUGGAGGAAGCAACAUUUCAACAGGUAUACGUUCAACAUGUGGCUCUGUGCAGGAUGGAGGGCCUCCCGUACCCCACCAUGUCGGAGACGAUGGCGGUGUGCUCUCGCCUGGGUGCCUGCCGUCUCCUCCUCGUGGAGCCUAGCAGGAAUGACGUGCUCCUUCGGGUGCGGCUCAACGUCAGCCAGGAUGAUGUGCUGUAUGCUCUGAAAGAGGAGUGAAGGGCUUCACAAGGAAGGACUGUGAUCUGUUUUUAAGGAGCCCUAUUUCCUUUUUCUAAGCACAUGGAAUCAUUGUAGCAAAGUAUGGAAAUGGCUGUCAUGUAUUUUGGGAUUUUCCAUUAAAUCAUUUACUUUUUCCGGGGUGUUUGGGAAGUUUUACAGUCAUUAUAAAUAUCAAAUUAUAAAACCACACACCGUCCUUCCUACAGUAGGCCCUCUCUCUGGCUUUUAUUUCUGUUAGUAGCCCUGCCAUUUAUUUAAUGGUAAAAUACCAUGUAUAUAAAUACAAUUACUGUAUGUAUAUAAAUGCAAUUACUGUAUCUAUAUAAAAUAGUUCCAGGGGACUUCCGUGGUGGUCCAGUGGCUAGGACUCUGUGGGCCUGGAUUUGAUCCCUGGUCGAGAAACUAGAUCCUACAUGUAAGAUCCAUCACAGCCAAAUAAAUAAAUACUGUUUAUUAAAAAAAAUAGUUCCAAGAGAGUAAAGAAUUAGUUAUAUUGGUUGCCUCUGAGAUGGCUACCUUCAGGGCUAGAGGAAGUCUUUCAUUGUAUGUCAUUAUGUUUCUUUUAACUUUUGAACAAUGUGGGUGUAACAUACUUAGUGUAUAAAAAAGAACUGUUGGAAAUAAUAUCAGUAAUAAAUAAUCCCUAGCAACAAAUAGUAGAAAAUGGAAUUUUUAAAAAGGUACCAUCUAUCAUAAAAAAAUCUUUAAAAAUCACUUAGAUGGCACAAAAACUUAAGGAACCUAGGAAUAAAUCUAUUAAUAAUAAAGAGAUAUAAUUAAUCUCUUAAUUUAAAUAAAUUCUGAUUAAAAUCUUGAUAGGGUUUUUUGUGUAACUUUACAAGUUAAUUCUGAUAAACCAACAACUGAACAAACUGACAUCUAAAAACCUGAUGUCAGGGGCUGAGGAAAACACAUCAUCCAUGUCAUAGUCCUGCCAGAAAUGUUUGCUGUGAACCUACCAAUAAAAAAAAUUAUCAGGUAAAUCAAAAUUUACCUAAUAAAAAGAGCUAAAUAGCUAAAUAGA
Molecule: messenger RNA, 3889 nt
Organism: Cervus elaphus (red deer)
Lineage: Eukaryota; Metazoa; Chordata; Mammalia; Artiodactyla; Cervidae
Gene: ORC1
Product: origin recognition complex subunit 1
Exons: 18
Coding region: 271-2862 (863 amino acids)
Biological process (GO): DNA replication initiation; mitotic DNA replication checkpoint signaling
Cellular component (GO): nuclear origin of replication recognition complex
Molecular function (GO): DNA replication origin binding; ATP binding; chromatin binding
Source: RefSeq, a predicted model, not a curated record